This is a messenger RNA of Pelodiscus sinensis (Chinese soft-shelled turtle), 1664 nucleotides long. Lineage: Eukaryota; Metazoa; Chordata; Testudines; Trionychidae. The record is from RefSeq and is a predicted model, not a curated record.
GAGGCGGAAGGAGCGCUGCGCAUGCGCGCUGCUGCUUGCUGCGGGCAGCAGGGGGCGGGCACCGCCCUGCGGAGGGGAGCGGGCGGGAGGCGCCGGCAGGUUCCGGGGCGAUGGCGAAGAACACGGUGUCGUCUGCGCGCUUCCGCCGGGUGGACGUGGACGGAAACAUGAUGGCUGCAUUGCAGGCAGCCCUAAAGAAUCCUCCAAUCAAUACCAAGAACCAAGCAGUAAAGGAUCGUGCAGAAAGCAUCGUCCUAAAAGUCCUCAUCUCAUUCAAAGCCAAUGAUAUUGAAAAGGCAGUACAGUCUCUGGACAAGAAUGGAGUUGAUCUGCUAAUGAAAUACAUCUACAAGGGGUUUGAGAGCCCCUCUGACAACAGCAGUGCUGUGUUAUUGCAGUGGCAUGAAAAGGCUCUCGCUGCUGGAGGUGUAGGGUCCAUUGUCCGUGUCUUGACUGCCAGAAAAACGGUUUAAGUCCAACAGCCAGUGACUGCUUGCUGUGGGUGUGCAAAAUGCUGGUACAAUGACCAAAACAACCAAAUGCCACUGCUGCCCUGGGGGUAGGGUCUGUGUCUCAGCUUGCCUUCUUGCUUCCUCUUUCAUAUCUGACAAAAUAUACAUAUCUGAUUUCCUGUUGUUGUUUGGGUAACAAGAGAUGCCAUUUUAUUUCUAAUAGGAGUAUUUGGUGUACUCAAAAGAUUUCAGUGACACAUACAGAAGUCUUUGUUUAGGAUGACUUGCAUUCAUGUAUAAUCAUGGCAGAUUUUGACCUGACUUUCCAAGCAGUUGCUGAGGGACUCAGGGCAGUGUCUUAAUUCUUUGGCUAACCAGGCAGUGUUCAUUGUAAGCUGUAUGUUCGAGAAGAUGGUGCAGCUAUUAAUGGAAACUGGACCGUGCUUCUCCUGGUCAAACUCUGAACCCCACAGCAGCAAAUAUGGUAGAAGAGCAAGUUUUGGCUCAAAAAUCAGAAUAUCCAUCCAGUGAGUUGAAUAUUUUUUUCCUAUGUCACAUUUACGGUUUAUCUUGGUUUACUUCGAUCAUUCAAGUCCCCAAUGGGAGAGUUUAUGCUGUAGAAUUGUCUAAACUCUAAGGCAUCACAACACAGUCAUAUGACGCAUGUAAGGAUGAAGUGAAGCUUUCCUAUUUUGGACUUGAUAUUUUGAUGAGGAAAGGUAGAAGGGGCUGUAUAGUUAAAUCCCAUUGUAACCUAUUGGGGCUGAGGAGAAAGUGAUUGUAGCUAUCGCAAUAUAAGAGCUGCCUUUUGGUAAUCUGAGAAAUGCAAACUGGGGCCUAAUGUGUUCAUUGCAAAGCUGCUUGAUCCUUGUUCAGGUACAUGGGAUCCAGAAGAGUAAUUUCUGAUCCCAACAGGUACACAUUCCGUGUUAUAUUUCAGUACAAAGUGACUUGGAUGAAUCAAGUCAAGUCCCCAAAACAACACAGGUGCUUUUUUAAAUUUUCCGAAGGCCCAGUGCAUCCCACCCCAGGGAUAACCUUGAAUGUGUAUGACCAGGAGCAAAGCCAACCUGUGUCUUGCAUUCACAUUUUAUACCAGUUCAGCUGUGUAAAACUGGUGAGGAACUUGUGAAAGUCUUUGCUGUUUUUUGAUACCUGCUUUUUUUGUAAACUGAUAAAAGAUCAGAUAAUAAAAUUGUCACUGAAUAUUUA